UCCAGCACCGACCCCCGACCCCUGACCCCUGACCCCCCAGCCCCCCCCUCCACCCACAUGGGGUGCGUCCUGAGCUCGGACUGGUGUGGGGAGGGAGAGGUGCAGCCGGUGCCGGUGGUCCGGAGCCCGUCUCUCCACAGCAGGAGUCUGGAGCGGAGCGAGAGCAACAGGAUGAGGCUGCUGAAGUCCGGGAAGGGAGAGCCGCACGUCUUCAAGGAGAAGACCUUCAAGAAGAGGCGCCAGUGCAGCGUCUGUCGGCAGAAUGUCGACGGCGCCGGCUCCUUCUGCAGAGUAUGCAAGACCGCCGCCCACAGGAAGUGCGAGGGCAAGGUGACCUCCGCCUGCAUCCCGGCCGCCUCCAACGACCUGCAGCGUAGAGGGACGGCGCCUUCGCGACACAUCCAGCACCUGGGUUCUACGAAGUCUCUGACCUACACCAAGCAGAGGAACACCUUACCCAGGAGCUUCAGCGUGGACCGGGUGAUGGAGCGCGUCAUGGAGCGCCACUACGACUUCGACCUGACCUACAUCACGGAGCGGAUCAUCUCCGUCUUCUUCCCUCCGAGGCUGGAGGAGCAGCGGUACCGGAUCAACCUGAAGGAGGUGGCCGCCAUGCUCAAGUCCAAACACCAGGACAAGUUUCUGCUCCUGAAUCUGUCCGAGCGGCGCCACGACAUCAGCCGACUAAACCCAAAGGUUCACGACUUCGGCUGGCCCGACCUCCACGCCCCGCCGCUGGAUAAGAUCUGUGCCAUUUGCAAGGCCAUGGAGACCUGGCUGACCUCCGACCCCCAGCACGUGGUGGUGCUGCACUGCAAGGGCAACAAGGGUAAGACGGGCGUCAUCAUCGCCGCCUACAUGCACUACAGCAAGAUCUCUGCAGGGGCGGACCAGGCUCUCAGUACCCUGGCCAUGAGGAAGUUCUGUGAAGAUAAGGUGUCCUCGUCUCUCCAGCCGUCUCAAAACAGGUAUAUCUACUACUUCGGGGGGCUCCUCUCCGGGGCCAUAAAGAUGAACAGCAGCGCCCUCUUCCUCCACCAAGUCCUCAUCCCGUCGCUCCCCAACUUCCAGGGCGAAGGAGGCUACUACCCGUUCCUGAAGAUCUACCAGUCCAUGCAGCUGGUCUACACCUCGGGGAUAUACGACCUGCAAGGCACCGGCGGCCGGCGGCUGUGUGUGAGCAUCGACCCGGCGCUGCUGCUCAAGGGCGACAUCAUGGUCAAGUGCUACCACCGGCGGCGCCACGGCGCCGACAGAGACAACGUGUUCCGGCUGCAGUUCCACACCUGCACCGUGCACGGAUCCCAGCUGUGGUUCGGCAAAGGGGAGCUGGACCAGGCCUGUACCGAUGAGCGUUUCCCGUCAGAUGCCACCGUGGAGUUCAUCUUCUCCUCCGGACCGGAGCGGGUCAAAGGCCGCGAGUACCAGAAGAACGACCCGGCCGUCACCGUGGACUACAACACGGCCGACCCGGUGGUGCGCUGGGACUCCUACGAGAACUUCAACCAGCGGUACCAGGACAGCCUGGAGGACAUCGCCCACACCAGGGGUCCGCUGGACGGCAGCCUCUACGCCCAGAUCAAGAAGCGCCGCGGUCCCGGCUCCGGGUCCCCGACCUCCACCGAGGGCAGCAGCCCGCGCCGGAACCUCGCCGACGACCGCUCCGAUCAGCUGGUCUCCCGCGGUUCUGACCGGUCUCUGCACCCGGACCACCAGGAGGAGCCGAUACGCCCGGCGCCGCCGACCCGCCACGAGAGGGAGGAGCUGGAGCGCCUCCUGGGCGGCAUCGAGGGCGGCCGCGGCGGCGAGCGCGAGACGGCCAUCUUGGACGACGGAGACUCGUCGCCCUCGGAGCGAGCGGCGCCGCUCGGGCUCAGCCGGUCCUGCUCCUGCCGGGAGGGGUACCGGUCCCAGCGCUGCGCCGAGCCGGGCUGCGACCGGACCCUGCUCAUGCCCAACGGCUACUGCCUGGACCGGGCCCCCGGCACCAACGGGCACCACGGGGCGACGCGGUGCGCCAGCCCCAACCCGGCGCCCGCGCCGCCGUCCCACAUGGACCUGUGCCAGCACUACUCCCCCCACCAGUCCCUGCCGCCGCCCGACCUGGUGUGGGACCGCCAGGGCGGCCCGCCCCACUACCUGCACCGGUCCUGCCCGUACCCGACCCCGGACCUGACCCCGCACCCGCACCGCCUCUGCUGCCGCGAGGACGACUACGCCGUCUACCACCACCCGCCGCCGCCUCACAGCCACCACCACGGCCUGCCGCACCGCCCCAAACCCGCCGCCAGCCCCACCUACCACGACAUCAUGCUGAUGGACUCUCUGCCGCCCCCCGGCUGCCCGUGCCGGGACUGCAGCGUCCGCAGGGACGACCCGGCGCCGUUCCACGGCCUGAGGCUGGACCGCGGCGACAGCUUCCACUGGGACCGGGAGGCGGAGCUGCAGCAGAGGGAGGCGGGGCUGAGGAGAGGGGCGGAGCUGCACUGGGAGCGGGACGGCGGGCCCAGGCGGGGCAGGGAGUUGUCCCUCCACUGGGACCGGGAGGCGGAGCUGCACUGGGAGCGGGACCGGGAGGCCGAGUACUGGCACCGCCGGGCCACCGUGGCGUCCUACGGCCCGCCGGGCCACGACCUGCCGGCGUUCGCCUUCGACCCGCUGCCGUCGGGCCACCCGGCCUACCCGGAGGCGUCCCGGUCCCACGCCCACUCCCACCUGGACCUGAAGUACAGCAGCAGCAGCAGCGGCUACCAGACGCCUCGGCAGGUGUGCCCCUGCUCGCCCUACCAGCCCUCGCCGUCCGAGAGCCGCGGCUACGCCUCGGGCUGCCAGUCCGAGUCCACCUCGCCGCUGCCGCCCGCCUCCUCCAUGACGGGGCCCUGUAGCCACGGCAACGGGCCGCCCAACCACCACCACCACCAGCACCCGGACUCCCAGCAGUCCUGCAGCUCCGACUCGCACACGGACGGUCUCCGGAGCUCCGGUGAGAGCGCGGGAUGGAGGGACCACAUCACCCACGGCUCCUUCAGGAGGGUCCAGAGAGACGCCCACGGCGCCUGCUCCACGCCGUCCGACAUGUCGGGACCGCCCACGCCGGUCCACACCAGCAGCCCUCUGCGCACACAGGAGAGCCCGAGUCCAGGAGGGAGGGACUUCGAGAUCCGGACCACAGACAUCCUGGGCAGCGACUACGAGGUGCCUCGGCCCCAGAACGGCUUCCAUCGCGGAGAGAACCUCCUCCAGGAGACUCCAGGAAGUGGCGGCGAGCGGACGGCACCACCCGAGUCGCCCCCCGCCAUCCCCCAGGAUCAGCGUCCAGCUUGUUCUCUGGACCCGGCGACACCGACCCCAUCAGACUGCCCGCCUCCUGCCCCGGCGGUCCGUAGUUCCUUGCCGGACGUCCACCCUCCUCCAGCCGCCGCUCCACCCACCGCCGUGCAGGCGGCAUCCGAGCCUCAGAACCAGGCCCGAACCAACGGCUCCGCAGAGCCGGAUUCGCCGCAGGUCAACGGGUCUCCUCCAACGAAACAACACCCGGAUCCGCCCGAAUCCUCCGCCUCCUGCGACGCUACGUCGGCUCCAGCUCCGUCGCCCGGCAGCACGGAGGGCUCGCCGGUCUCCGACGCCCCGGUUCCCGGGUUCGCCACGCUGGGCCGGAGGCUGAUGCUGAGUGGGUCGGACCCCCACCACGCUAGUCCCCUGCAGAACCACGGACCUCCACUCGGACCGCAGCAUCACCACCACCACCCAGCCGCGGACCACGGCUCCACCCUGGACGCCAGCAGGAGGCACUGCUACCCCGGCCCCGCCCCCCAACUCCACCCCGCCUCCAACUCCAACUACUCCACCAUCUCCAUCCCCCUCCCCCACCCGCACCCGCCGCUACCGGACAAGCAGCAUCCGCCGGGCCAGGCCGGGUCUUCCAGCGAGGCGAUGAGGCCCGCCGCUAACAGCGCCAACCAGCACCACCACCACGUCACCUUCUCCCCCACCGUCGGGGAGAUGGCGCCGCCCGCGGGCCAAGCUGACGGAGCCGGCGAGGUCGAGCCGGCGCACAGAGUCAGCGUUAAGUUUGUACAAGACAGCUCCAGGUUCUGGUACAAGCCCGGCAUCUCCAGGGAACAAGCCAUCGCAGCGCUGAAGGACCGAGAGCCGGGCACCUUCCUCAUCCGGGACAGCAACUCCUUCCAGGGAGCGUACGGCCUCGCCCUGAAGGUAUCCACGCCCCCUCCCAACGCCAGCGGCAGCAAGGCUAACGGCGACCCGCUGGAGCAGCUGGUGAGACACUUCCUGAUAGAAACGGGCCCCCGGGGAGUCAAGAUCAAAGGGUGCCAGAAUGAGCCCUACUUCGGGAGUCUGUCUGCACUCGUCUACCAGCACGCCAUCACGCCCAUCUCGCUGCCCGGCGCCCUGAAGAUCCCGGAGAGAGAUCUCGUGGGGGAGCUGCAGGAGGUCCAACCGGUCAGCAACGUCAGCACGGCCGCCGACCUGCUGAAGCAGGGAGCCGCCUGUAACGUCCUCUACCUGAACUCCGUGGAGACGGAGUCUCUGACCGGCCCACAGGCCAUCGCCAAGGCAACAGAGGCCACCCUGAGUCGCAGCCUGCGUCCCGCAGCGACCGUGGUCCAGUUCAAGGUGACGUCUCAGGGCAUCACGCUGACGGACAACCAGCGCAGGGUUUUCUUCAGGAGACAUUACCCGGUUACCAGCGUGACGUUCAGCAGCGUCGACCCGAAGGACCGGAGGUGGACUAACGCCGACGACGCUACAGCUAAGGUCUUCGGGUUUGUGGCGAAGAAGCCCGGCAGCGUGGAGAACGUCUGCCACCUGUUCGCCGAGCUGGACCCGGAGCAACCCGCUUCUGCCAUCGUCAACUUCAUCAACAAGGUCAUGCUGUCGCAGCGGCGAUAGACUCCCGGGACGGGGGACCGCGGCAUCGCCCCUGCCCACACAACCUUCCCACCGGUCGCGGGCCGCCAUCACAAAGCCAGAUCAGCUUCGUCCGGCAGGAUGCAGCCAUCACCGUGGUAACGGACUUCCACACAGCGGGUUCGGGUUGGAGGACUGAUGACAUCACCACCAUUUGGUUGCCUAGCAACUCCUCUCCGCCAUCUGAAAGGCCUUUCGCUCAUCUCGUCCCCAGCGAUGAACCUGACGCGUGAUGUGAUGCCGGGUUUCCAUGACAACCAACCAUCGGCUGCUGAACUUGAUCUGUGAUGCGUCACGUUUGCUCCGGUCCUCCCGGGAAAAAAAAGAUGUUUAAUUUUCUGUUUCCGACAUCUGGACGGAGACGUCCAGGUCCUCUAAAGUCCAGGUCUUCAAUCCACCCCGACAAUCACGGCUGAGAGCACGAGUGGGAGCUUUUUAACCUGUAAACCAGUGUGUGUGUGUGUGUUUUUGUGCGAGGGAGUGUGUGUGUGUGUGUGUGUGUGCGAGGGAGCGGAGAGGGCAGGAGCUGAGCGUGGCCACGCCCACUUUAAGGUCGUACGCAGGUGAAACGGGAAAAGGACGUUUAAAACCGCCGUUUGUGGAGUGUUUUCACGUCAUCCGUCCAGAUGCAACUUAAACCUGAGAUAACGCCCCAGCGGCCGCAAGAAAAGACACUUAACCAAAGACGAAGCACUCUUGUAUUAAUGCGCUUUUACCCAGCUAUAUUUUUGUACUUAUUGCUUCUUAUAUUUUUGUUACGCAGCGUUGCAGAGCCGCGUGUGUCACGUGACCCGCGACGGUCACGUGACCCGCGUGGGCGUCGAGGUUCUCUGUGAUCUCUGGAUCUUGUAGUAAUAUAUUUCCACAUGCAGCUACGGACGAGACGGCGGAAGAAACGUUUGUAUGUUAGAAAAAAAAAGGAUAUUAUACUAUUUUAUAUGCAAGAAAAAUAAAAGAGUUAAACGGAGAAG
Cololabis saira (Pacific saury) is the source of this 5900-nucleotide messenger RNA. It is a transcript of the gene tns2a, whose product is annotated as tensin 2a. Lineage: Eukaryota; Metazoa; Chordata; Actinopteri; Beloniformes; Belonidae. Gene Ontology annotation, biological process: peptidyl-tyrosine dephosphorylation. Gene Ontology annotation, molecular function: protein binding; protein tyrosine phosphatase activity. Bases 58 to 4911 code for a protein of 1617 amino acids. The record is from RefSeq and is a predicted model, not a curated record. The transcript is spliced from 28 exons.